Daktulosphaira vitifoliae (grape phylloxera) is the source of this 1842-nucleotide messenger RNA. RefSeq lists its product as uncharacterized. The transcript is spliced from 5 exons. The record is from RefSeq and is a predicted model, not a curated record. Lineage: Eukaryota; Metazoa; Arthropoda; Insecta; Hemiptera; Phylloxeridae. Gene Ontology annotation, molecular function: DNA binding. The coding region runs from base 325 to 1842 and encodes 505 amino acids.
UCGAUACUUUACUUUCGAUACGAGUUCUUUUUGUAUCGAUACCAUAGUUUCGAUACUUUACUCAUAUCGGUAAAAAAGUACUAGUAUCGAAUGAAUGGUAUCGAAUCAUUUAUUUACCGCCGUACUGCCAUAUCGGUUUAAAAGUAUCAAACAGUUAUUUCCAAGUAAAAUAGUUUGCGCGUGGUGGGAUCGCCGGACCGGUUGGAAAUUUACUCAAACAAAUCAUACAAUACGAAUACGACUAUAAUUGUUUCCUAAUCGGAAUAAUAAAGUGCCCGUUUAUCGAUAAGGCGAUAAAGCAUCUAUUUAAUAAUACUUUUUACAAUGAAUUCGGAUAAAUACUCAAAUACUGGAUACGGCGAUAAUUCGGCAUUCCGCUUUUCAAAUAACACAUUCGAUCGACUAGUGCGAGUGCGACUACUCGAUUUUGCGAUGCCGCCUCCCAAGAGUAAAUGUUGGAUUUAUUUUAAAAAAGUUGACAAAGUUAAUGCGGAGUGCAAAAUUUGCACCCAAAGAGUAAAAUACUGUGGCAAUACGUCCAACUUAAGUAAACAUUUAAAAAAACAUCCAAAUGUAUUGGAACCCGGAACGAUUGGUUCAACAAGAAAAACUUGUAAACAAUUGAAAUUAGAUGUGACACCUGUAAUUAAUCCUGUUUCGUCUCAUUGUAAACAAACUAGUAAUAUUGUUCUUUCAACAACCAUUGUACAAGAUCCCGAAUCUGAGACAGAGGAAUGUGUAGAUGAUCCAAAUUUAAAACGACCAAUUAUUGAUUCAUUUAACCGAAUCAGCUCAUAUGCAGAGGGUGGUUUCAAUCAUAGGAAAAUCACCAUGUAUUUACUGUACUUUAUUUGUAAAGAUUACCGACCUUUUGCUGUUGUAGAAGGAGAAGGAUUUAAGAGAUUAUUCAAAGAAUUGGGGCCAUCAUAUAAAAUCCCUUCGGUUACAACAUUAAGAAAUGCUCUUGAUAAUAAAUAUGAGGCCACAAAAGAAUUAUUAAAAGGUUGUUUGUUGGCAGCACCACAUGUGUGUAUUACAUUGGAUUCAUGGACUGAAACGAUGANUAUCCUCCGACAAUUAAUUGAAUUAUUACAACCAUUAGAGUAUGUCACAAAAGAAUCCUCUGGAGAAAAUUACAUUACUAUCUCAAAAGUGAUCCCCAUGAUUAACUGCCUAUUAAAACAACUGGCCCAAACCCAACCAAGAUUUGAUGUGUUGAUCGAAAUUAAAGAUAUGUUACAUACAGAAAUAGUUAGAAGAUUUGGACUGAUUGAGCAAGUAAAACCAAUCGCCAUUGCUACAAUUUUGGAUCCAAGAUUCAAAAAUCUUCACUUUACCGAUCCAAUUGCUAGUUCAAGUGCAAUGGCAGAACUUCGAAGAUUAUUAUUGCCAGAUUUAUCAUCUAGCGAAUCUGAAGGAGAGAUGAUAUCUAAAGAACAUGUGGAUAGUUAUGAUUUUUGGGCUCACCAUAAAAUGUUAGCUCAUGGCCAGAAAAAGAAAAAAUCUUCAUUUACAUAUGAUGAGUUAUCUCAAUAUCUAUCCAACCCUGAUUUCACUUUGAAUGUAAUUUUUGCAAAAAAAAGAAAUUAUUCCAAAUUAAAUGAUUCUCUAAGUAUAAAUACUGCAGUUGUUACUGCUACUUUGAAUACUGGUCAGGGGUUUACAAAUUUAGAACAGUUUUCUGCUGUACUAAAUAUGCCUUGUAUGAGUAUUAAGACGUAUCAAAAAUAUCAUGAUUAUAUUGCUAAGCAAACUGAAAAAACUGCAUGGGAUUCGAUAGAGUUAGCGGGAAAAGAAGAAACUAAGCUUGCUAUUGAAAAUGGAGAAGUGAAUGACAAAUGA